UACCUUAAGAGGAAUGUACAUUUCUUUAGGAGUCCUGACCCCCGGGAUGAUAUGGGAGCAUAUACUGUCUCCUCCAGAGGACCACCACUGAAAAGGGGUCCGCCAGGGCGUGCAAAUGGACCACCGCCUAAAAGACCCCUCCCUUCAGGACCGAUGCGAAGCGGGGGAAUGGGUGGAAGAGGAAGUGGGUCGAGAGGACCUCCCUCACGUGAAAGGGACAGUUAUGGUUCACCUCCAUCUCGUAGGGAGAUGAUGCCAUCCAGAAGGGAUGAUUAUAUGCCAAGAGAUGAUUAUUACAACAGCAGAGACAGUUAUUCUAGCAGAGAUUAUCCAAGUUCGAGAGAUUCCAGAGAUUAUGGCCCACCACCAAGGGACUCCUAUAGUUCCCGUGAAUAUUCUCACUCCGGACGUGAUGAUUAUGGCUCCCGCGGAUACAGUGAUCGUGACGGUUAUGGUGGACGUGAACCACGUGACUAUUAUAAUGAUCGCCCAAGUGGUGGCUCCUACAGAGAUUCCUAUGAUGGCUAUGGUAACUCACGUGGUGCUCCACCUGCACGAGGGCCCCCACCAUCUUACAGUGGAAGUGGUCGUUAUGAUGACUACAGCACCAGUUCUCGGGAUGGAUAUGGUGGAGGCCGUGAUAACUACAGAAGUGAGACUUAUUCAAGUAGCCGCAAUGAUCGUGUUGGUAGGCAAGAUAGAGGCCCAGCUAUGCCAAUGGAAAGAGGCUACCCCCCGCGUAAUUCGUACAACAGCUCGAGCCGUGGAGGAAAUCGUGGAUCUGGGCGCGGUGGGAACCGCUAUGACAGGGGCAGUGGCCGAAGCAGAUACUAAACUGAACUUGAUAUACCAUGGACCAAAAAAAGCCCUUGCUCUUAGUGGUGUUUUUUCCUUACUGAAACACAACAGACAAAAUUUUGAGGUGAAAGGACUGUCAAGUGCUUUCCAUGCAAGCAGAUUUUGAAAACUUUAAUUUUGGUUUGCUGUUUCAUGUUAGUUUCUUGUUUUUUUUUUUAAAAAAAAGUCAGUUUGUACAUUCUAGUGGGAAUGGUGCAGAGACUGGUUAAAGAUGGGGAAAAAAAAGUUAAUGUUAUAACAGUGCUACUGUCUGUGGCUUUCUCCAUACAUAAAUAUGGAUAUAUAGAAAUAGAUCUUUCUUUGUUGCACCAGUGCUAUUGUGAAAUAAAGACUGAAACCUUUUCAGUGAAACCUGUAUGUUUUUUAACCAAGCUCCUUUUGGGUGGGAAAUGCAAAAGCAAAUCAUAUUAGCCUGGUUUUUACAAAUGGGAAGGAAAAAUGUCCAGACAACACAAUACACCAAAGAGCAAGAAAUGGCGAUGACCGGUCAUUAACUGCCCAAUGAAACGUUGCAAUUUCAAAAUAUACCAGUUAUGUUUCAGUCUCCUCCAGUUCCAGAUCACCAUUCAACCUCUCAACUCCAGUCACAGCUGACUCUGAAGCAAGCUGGUUUUUUAAAAAAAAUCAAAUCGUCAGCAGUGAGUAUCUUUAAAAGUGUUUUGUUUUUAAGUUCUGGCUUAAAAUGGAUACAAAUCGUAAAUUUCCCAAAUGUCGUUAAAACACUUUUAUGACUCAAUUUUCUGAAAGUGUAGUGUCUCACCUUUAAAAGGAAUUUGCUAUGGCUUUAAGAAUUAAGCAUCAAGACCUGCAAUGGCCUGUCACUGUUCAAAAGUUGGAGACUUAAAGACAGUUGAAUGUAGAACAUUCUCAGCCGAUUCAAAGUGCCCUUUUAAUGUGAAAAGAACAACUCUGGUAAGCAACGCAACCUUAUUUUGUUAACCUACUAAAUGAAACCUGUGGUUACAUAAGGAAGCACAUCGUUCACCAAUUAAUACUCCAUGUUGAAUUUAAACAGAAAAGUGGAAUUAUGUAGGUAAUGAGCAAACCAUUUAAAAUUACCUACUAAAUGAAAUACAAUUACAUAAGGAAGUGCAUCGUUCACUCAACAUAACUCCAUGUUCAGUUUAAAGAAAAUGGAAUUGUAUAGGUCCAGCAGCAAAAUCCUUUUUUUUAAAGUUACCUACUAAAUGAAACCUGUUUGCUUAAGGAAGCCCAUCGAUCACCAAAUAUAACCACUGUCCUGUUCGGUUUUUUAAAAAUGAAAUGGAAUUCUGUAUGGUAUCACAAAACUCAAACCUGCAAAACAAAUUUUCUGAACUACGUUGGACAAGCAUUCAGCAGCAGCACUGGACUGGAUGGCCUAUGGAAAAUGGUGAGCAUAGAAUCAAAUUGCUUUUGGAAAUAAUGGAAUUCUAUGCCAGUUGGAGGUUGUACCCAAACCUACAAAAAAUGAAGAUAACUAACCAGAUCAAAGUAACAUCUGGAUUGGAAUAGCGUGGUUGUGAAAGAACAUGCAACAAACUAUGUAGCAGUAUGGUGUUUGCAGCGUUGAGUUUUUUGAAUAAAAUCAAAGCUUAAAUGCU
Molecule: messenger RNA, 2441 nt
Organism: Rhincodon typus (whale shark)
Lineage: Eukaryota; Metazoa; Chordata; Chondrichthyes; Orectolobiformes; Rhincodontidae
Product: RNA binding motif protein X-linked
Exons: 8
Source: RefSeq, a predicted model, not a curated record